Gloeophyllum trabeum ATCC 11539 is the source of this 957-nucleotide messenger RNA. RefSeq lists its product as uncharacterized. NCBI's taxonomy places the organism in Eukaryota, Fungi, Basidiomycota, Agaricomycetes, Gloeophyllales, Gloeophyllaceae. The transcript is spliced from 4 exons. The coding region runs from base 1 to 957 and encodes 318 amino acids. The record is from RefSeq and is a predicted model, not a curated record.
AUGGAACCCAGCUCCCCGUCCAGAAGCGUAUUGUCGCUACCGCCUAGCCCAGGUCUCGCAGAUGCCGAGCUUUCGGAUGCUAUCCCAAGCCCUCCUCCCUCUCCCAGCCCCCGUCGCGUGGUGCGUGCCCGUGACCGAUCCGAACUAGCCGCUGUCGAGACCACCCGCCUUACGAAGGUCCGGCGUACUAAGGGUGGCGGAAGCCGUGGCCGCUUUCGGGUCAAGGAUUUCACGUCCUUAAUCAGAAGGGUCCUGCUUGAUGCCAUUGGUCACUAUCGCACCCGGGUCUCGACCGAAUAUGCAUAUCCAGUCAAUGAUGAAGAUGAACAGUGGGCUGUCGAAGCAUGGUUGUGUGCCUGUCGUGACGCCGGUGUCGAUAUACCAAUGGAAGAUGCAUUCGUUGCAAUGAUAACGGCUCGGGCAUCGCAUGUGCGCGGUGAGUUGAAAACCAAAGCACGCAGUCUCGUGGAGCUUGUAUACGGCUUGCAAGCGCCAUCAGGUCAAGAUGAAAGGCUGAAGAACCGGAACAAGGUACGCGACCUGCUCACGCGACUGGCAUAUACAUAUGCGGAUUACGAAAACCGCUCCGGGAUCUACCAGAACGAAGUCAUUCAACGUCUGAUCAAUGCUACGUGGUUUGCGAACCCAAAGGAUGAGGGUAUCCGGUACCAACGUUACUUCGGAAAGCGUAUGCCGAUCCCGACCAUUGCACUGGUCCUUACAGCGAUCGAGAAUGUCCUAGAUGAAUGGCGGACGGGUGAGCGAGAGGAUAUCCAGUUUACCGCUAAGCUAUACCAGGCCAAGUAUGACCGGCACCUUUACGAGUUGGAGCGGUUCCAUGACAAGACGAAGAGGUAUAAGAUAAUUCCAUCAAUUCAAAGUGACCUCUUGAAUAGAGCGCGGUACGUUUUAAUGAUCAUGUGUCUGUGUCUACUUGAUGGCUCACUUGCUGUGUGA